AUGUUCACAAAGGCUUUCUCCGCUGCCGCCAUGGCUCUGGCCUGUGCUGGCAUGGUCUCUGCUCAGACCUUCACAGACUGCAACCCAUUGAAGAAGACCUGUCCUCCUAACCCUGCUUUUGGUGACAAGAAGGUCGAGUGCGACUUCGCCAAGGGUGAAUGCGACGCUUUCCACAGCAUGAUUGGAACCAACCUCAAAUACAGCGAGCAAGGAGCUCUUUUCACCAUUAACAAGGAGACUGACGCUCCCACAAUUCGAUCUAACAACUACCUUUUCUUUGGUCGUGUCGAUAUCGUCAUGGAGGCGGCCAAGGGUCAAGGUAUUGUCACCAGUGUUGUCCUUCAGUCUGAUGACCUUGACGAGAUCGAUUUUGAGAUGGUUGGGGGUGACGAUGCCCAGGUCCAGACCAACUACUUCAGCAAGGGGGACACCACCACUUACGACCGUGCUAUCUACCACCCUGUUUCUGCUCCUCUUUCAACUACUCACAAAUACUCUGUCGAAUGGACAUCAACAAAGGUUGACUGGCUUAUUGACGAUGUCGUUGUCCGUACUUUGAACGCUGCCGAUGCCACCCGUCCCGGCUACGAGAUGCCUCAAACACCAAUGCAACUGAAGAUUGGUACAUGGGUUGCCGGUGGAAAGAACAGCAACGAAGGCACACGGGAAUGGGCAGGAGGCUACACCAACUUCAAGGAGGCGCCUUUCAAUGCCUACUACAGGAGCAUCACCAUCAUCGACUACGCCGGAAAGGACGCCCCUGGACUAGCCAAGGGUGCCAAGGAGUACGUCUGGAGCGACAAGUCUGGUAGCUAUACUAGCAUCAAGGUCAAGAACACCCUUUCCGGCAACGACGAGGAAGAGACGACCACCAGCAGCACCGUCUCUAAGGUCUCCAAGACUACUAAGACUGCCGAGCCCACCAAGACCAAGACCCACGAGGCUACCACCACCUCUAAGGCCGAGGAGACCACCAGUGUCGCUGAGAGCAAGACCAAGUCUGCCGAAAAGGAGUCCAAGACCGAAUCUGCCAAGGAAUCCAAGACUGAGUCUGCUAAGGAAUCCAAGACUGAGUCUGUCAAGGAGACCAAGACCACUGAGGUUGCUACUACCUUCUCUACGGCUGCUGCCAGCACAAAGGCCGAAGCUGCUGCUACGGCUACUGAGGGUUCCGGAUCCAGCUCUGGAUCUGGCUCCAGUGCUGACUCUGGCGCCGGUGCUGCCACAGCUACAGGCCCGGCCACAGUCACCGACCUUCCCAGCGGUACUACACCAGUUCCCGUCAACUCUGGCUCUCGCAUGGCUGGCAACGUUGUUGCCGCCGUUGCUGGCCUCAUGCUCGCCCAGAUCCUGAUCUAA
Fusarium sp. VM40 is the source of this 1359-nucleotide messenger RNA. The record is from the annotation of a GenBank genome assembly. Lineage: Eukaryota; Fungi; Ascomycota; Sordariomycetes; Hypocreales; Nectriaceae.